Messenger RNA from Oryza sativa Japonica Group (Japanese rice), 2315 nucleotides. Its product is annotated as putative clathrin assembly protein At5g35200. Gene Ontology annotation, biological process: vesicle budding from membrane; clathrin coat assembly; clathrin-dependent endocytosis. Gene Ontology annotation, cellular component: clathrin-coated vesicle; clathrin-coated pit. The record is from RefSeq and is a predicted model, not a curated record. NCBI's taxonomy places the organism in Eukaryota, Viridiplantae, Streptophyta, Magnoliopsida, Poales, Poaceae. Gene Ontology annotation, molecular function: SNARE binding; 1-phosphatidylinositol binding; phosphatidylinositol-4,5-bisphosphate binding.
CCGGCCACCGGGUGGUGGUUCGCGUCCGGGUUGGCCGAGCUGCGAGAGCGACCUCUCCUCCUCCUCUUCUCCUCCUCUUCCUCUUCUUCCUCGUCUCGUCUAGUUCUACAUCGCCUUCCUAUCGCCUCCGCUGCGGAAAGGCUCUCCCUUUCCGAGCUCUUCCCGAGCUCUCCUGCUUGUUCUUGGGGCCGGGGAAGAUUCUUGCUGCUCUGAAUCAGAGGUCAAGUAGUAUAUCAUCUGUGAGUUAAGGAGGAUGGCAGGAGUUGGCACUCAGCCGACGAGCCUCAGGAAGUAUCUUGGAGCCCUCAAGGACACCACAACUGUGAGCUUGGCAAAAGUGAACAGUGAUUAUAAGGAAUUGGAUAUUGCAAUUGUGAAGGCUACAAACCAUGUUGAGCGUCCAUCAAAGGAGAAGUACAUAAGAGAAAUUUUUUAUUCCAUUUCUGCUUCAAGGCCACGAGCAGAUGUAGCUUACUGCAUCCAUGCCCUUGCAAGACGUCUUUCCAAGACACGCAAUUGGGCGGUUGCAUUGAAGACAUUAAUUGUCAUACAUCGCGCCCUUCGAGAGGUCGAUCCCACUUUUCGUGAAGAGCUUAUCAAUUAUGGCAGAUCUAGGUCCCAUAUGCUAAACUUGGCCUACUUUAAGGAUGAUUCUAGUGCAGGAGCUUGGGAUUUUUCUGCUUGGAUACGCACUUAUGCUUUAUAUUUAGAAGAGAGACUUGAAUGUUUCCGAGUGCUGAAGUAUGAUGUGGAGACAGAUCCUCCGAAAACUCGGGAUCUUGAAACUGGUGAUUUGCUUGAUCAUCUGCCAGCAUUACAGCAACUUCUUUUUCGGCUCCUUGCUUGCCAGCCACAAGGGGCAUCAUCUUACAAUGUCAUAAUCCAGCACGCACUUUCAAUGGUUGCUCUGGAAAGUGUUAAGAUCUACACUGCUAUUAGUGAUGGUACAAUUAAUCUGGUUGACAAGUUCUUUGAGAUGCAAAGAAGUGAUGCUGUUAGGGCACUUGAUAUAUACAAAAGAGCAACUAACCAGGCUGAAAGACUAUCAGAGUUUUAUGAAGUGUGUAAAACGAUACACAUUGGGCGUGGUGAGAAGUUCUUAAAAAUCGAACAGCCUCCAGCUUCAUUCUUAGUAACCAUGGAGGAAUAUGUGACAGAAGCUCCCACUGUAGCUCAAAAAGAUAAGGUACUGGCAAUCGAAUACAAGAAAGAGGCAGAGGAGGAAGAAAAGCCGGCAUCGCCUCCUCCCGCUCCAGAGCCAGAACCAGAACAAGAACCAGAGCCAGAGCCUGAACCAGUAAAAGAGGAAGCACCUAAAGAGGAGCCAACAGAUUUGCUGGGUCUGAACGAACCGAACCCUGCCGCAGCCGAGAUAGAGGAGAAGAAUGCUUUAGCCCUUGCCAUUGUUCCGAUAGAUGAUGUACCUAAAGUUGCACCUGCUCAAAAUGGAGUCACUGGCUGGGAGCUGGCCCUUGUCACCACACCCAGCUCAAACGAAACUGCUAUUACUUCAAGCAAGAAGCUGGCUGGUGGACUGGACUUGCUCACGCUCGACAGCCUGUACGACGACGCGAACCGGAGAGCGAGCCAGCCGACGAGCUACAACCCAUGGGAUGUCAACCCCGGCGUCGCCGGCGCCGGCGCCGCCCCGAUGAUGCAGCAGCCGAUGAUGCACGACCCGUUCUACGCCUCCAGCGGCUACGCGGCGCCGCACAACGUGCAGAUGACCGCCAUGGCGCAGCAGCAGCAGGCCUUCAUGCUCCAGCAGCAGAUGAUGAUGGCCGCCGCCGCCGCCGCCGCCGCGGCGCCCCCGCCUCAGGUGUUCCACCACCACCAGCAGCAGCAGCAGCAUCUCCAGGCCAACCCGGCGAACCCGUUCGGCAACCCGUUCGCCGCCGCCGCAGCCGCCCACCACCCUUACGGCGCCGCCGCCGCCGCCGGCAACGGCUACACGGGGCUCAUAUGAUGAUCAUCAUCCAGCUCCGGCGAUGUCGGUCGUCGUCGCACUACUUCCAAUGUCGAUUCUUUUUUGGCUGGAAAAAUUUGUAGCUUUCUCUCAUUGUUGAUGGUUUGUAGCACACACAGGUAGAAGAAGAAGAAGAAUUCGGUGGUGUUCGUCCGAUUCGGACACGUCACACGUAGGUGCUUGGGGUAAUGUAUGUACGUAUGCAUGUAUGUAUAUGGGUAUGGGUAUUUUUGGUAUUUCUUCAUGUGGGUGGGUGAUUCGGGAUAAGAUUAAUUAUUGGAUUAUUCAUGGACAUUGAUCGAGUACGAUUACAUAAUAAUCAAGAUGUGUCAAUUAUUUGUAGUGUAAC